Molecule: messenger RNA, 3911 nt
Organism: Columba livia (rock pigeon)
Lineage: Eukaryota; Metazoa; Chordata; Aves; Columbiformes; Columbidae
Product: G-protein coupled receptor 183-like
Exons: 2
Coding region: 439-1584 (381 amino acids)
Biological process (GO): G protein-coupled receptor signaling pathway; B cell activation involved in immune response
Cellular component (GO): membrane
Molecular function (GO): G protein-coupled receptor activity; oxysterol binding
Source: RefSeq, a predicted model, not a curated record
UGUCAGAUCUGAUCGGUAAGAAGCAGUUCUAAAGAGCGUACUGAUCACACAGCUCUUUGCUGUGAACUCAAUUUAAGCUAUUUUACAACGCAAAUGGCAUAUAAACAAAGUUUAAACUCAGGAAUUUUAGUCGGUCAACAAUUAGUCAAGUAAACCUCUGGGUAAAGUCCCUUCUAUGAAAGUCAGUAAUGCAUAACUUCAGAGGGGAGAUGGGAGGGUAGUUUCUGAUUACUCUCUUUGAACAGACUAAUUGUAAAGGGAUUAAAAAUAGAUGCUUUCACAUCCUAUAAAACAGCAGGCAGCAAAUCAAGACCAGCAUACAACAAGGGGUUUUUUUUUAAGCACUUGAAAAAAUCUACCCCUCCCACAAAAGACUCACGUAAUCACUCUUGAAAACAAUGUGCAAGAGUAAACUUUCGCAGUCAAGCCAUCCUGCUAAUGCCCUUAACUGCUCAGCGGAUCCAAGAAGCCACAGAUAUGUCUACUGAGCUUCCUGCAACAACAGUGGUUACAGACAUGGACACUUUCACAGCUUCUCAGGCAAAUACUUCCACCUGUGACUUAUAUGAGCACAAAGAGACAGCACAGAUCCUCCUGCCUGUCUUCUACAGCUCCAUCUUAAUUCUUGGGGUGCUUGGAAACACCAUUGCCCUCACCGUCAUUUUUAAAAACAGAAAGAAAAUCAACUCUACUACCCUCUAUUCAACAAACCUCGUCUUCUCCGACCUCCUGUUCUGCAUUGCCCUACCGACGAGGAUAACCUACUACGCCUUGGGAUUCCACUGGCCCUUCGGAGAAGCUUUAUGUCGAAUAACCGCGCUCUUGUUCUACAUCAACACCUACGCAGGUGUAAACUUCAUGACAUGCCUGAGCAUCGACAGGUUUUUCGCUGUUGUCCACCCCUUCCGAUACAAGAUCCGAAGGAUUAAGUACGCCAAAGGCAUUUGUGUCUUCAUCUGGUUUCUUGUAUUUAGUCAGACUUUCCCAUUGCUUAUACAACCCAUGUCACAGGAAGAAGGAGAAAGGACUACGUGUAUGGAAUAUCCAAACUUUGAAAAAAUACCACAUCUACCAUUUAUACUUCUUGCUGCCUGUUUAGUAGGGUACCUCAUUCCCCUGGGGAUUAUAUUAUUUUGUUACUCACAAAUUAGCUGCAAACUUUUUCAAACAGCUAAGGAAAAUCCACUGACUGAAAAAUCAGGGAUAAACAAAAAAGCCAUCAAUACAAUCAUAUUUGUAAUUAUAGUGUUCAUCAUCUGCUUUACCCCUUAUCAUGUUGCAAUCAUACAACACAUGAUUAGGAAGCUUCAGAAUGAACCCUCGUGCACUGAAACCAAAAUUUUCCAGAAGUCACUCCAUUUUACUGUAUUUCUGAUGAAUUUUAACUGCUGCCUAGAUCCCUUCAUCUAUUUCUUUGCAUGCAAAGGAUACAAGAGAACUGUAAUGAAAAUACUGAGACGACAAGUGAGCGUAUCAAUUUCAAGCGCUGUCAGGUCACAUCACGAAGAAAGCUCACGCGACGUGGGAGAAACGCAGAUGACGGUACUUGCAAAAUCUUCCAAUGGAAAGCUACCUGAAAAGUAAAGUCUGUGCUACGCCGCAGUGGAGCAAGCUUAACAAUCCAUGGUCCGCAGUAAAAACUCUGAGUGCUCCCUGUACAGCAGCUUAAGUAAGAUUCUGUUCCUCAGGACGUCAGGAAAUCAAAGACAGAUGUUGCAUUGAAACAGAACUGUCACAGGGCAGCAGGAAAAAUCAGCAUUAUAAUUUCCUAGCUGUAUCAUUUUGACUGAUCUCAUUAUUUUUUUCCAGGAAAGACGCACCACUGUGAAGGUUCAAAUUCCAUAUUGCACAUGCGUAUGCCUGGGUGUUAUUAACUCAAGCAAAGACUUGAUUCACAUUUUAACUGGGUGUCUGAGAAAGGAUUAAACAAAAAUAGCUUACAGUUCAGACUGACUAAAACCAGAACAUCUGAAAAUUGCAGGAACUCUCACUGAGCUCCAACAACAGCCAUGGCUUUGUUAGCCAAGUCAUACAAGCAAAGGAAUCAAACUUUGAGAGAAAACGGACAAUUUCCGUGCACAUUUGACUAUCACAAGUGCUUAUAGACCUUUGUAGGUGAAACUGCAUUUUGUAGUAUUUGGAGCACGAAUGUCUUAUUGUGCAAGUUACAUAAGUAACAUUGCCAAAUGUAACAGGCGAAAAGUUAAUGAACUGUUUGAUUCUCCCCAACACUGAAUAUCUCCCACAUGCUAUAUCACUCAUCUUUGCAAGGUGUAUUAUCUCUUUACUCGUUUUCCGAAAGGAGAACUUUUCUUUCUAGUGUGUAUUGUAAAAAGUCUCUAAUCUAGUUGUAUAUAAAUUAUUUAUAAACACAAAAAAUAAGUUGGAGACUGUAAUAUGAAAACUGUACCAUUUCAGUUAAAAAGCAGUGAUACAGGUUCUCAGAAGUCAGACGUGAACACAAGACAAACGUUUUAGAAACAGGAAUAAGUGUUCACAGCUGACGUCACCAAAAAAGUAAUUAAAUGGGUUAAUUCCGCUGGUGUGAGAUGGCCACCUCUUGUUAACUGUUUACCCAAGAGACUAAUAAAUGAGAACAGUGGGAUCAGCUGGGAAAGAACAAGCUUUCCCAUCACGCCUUCAUGCAACGUAUCUGGGAUCCCUUUGGGCACACCAAAACUGGGCCAGCAAAGACGCCAGAUGACUUAAACACAUCCUGCUGGAAUCAGCUCAAUCCCGGUUGAGUUUCCAGGAUGCAAGCCCUGGGUUCCUGCUGUCGUGCCCUUCCGUCGUGUGUCUGUUUCCUUCCCCACUUUAUUCCCAGCCCCGCUGUCUUUUGUCUUCUAUCUUGUUAAUACGCCUUCACCUGCCAACACAACUUGGUAAUUGCGCCAUGAGGCUGUGAUGGAAAAGGAAGAUUAAAGAGUGCCUGAUAAUUACUGGUAAAAGCUAUGCCAGAUGUCAGAAUAAACGUUAUUCAUUGCAGCUGUAUAUCUCUGGCACUGAGGUUGUACUGAAGUCAAACAAACGUAGUUACAUUUGUCAUCUUUGCAAUGCCUUCCUUCCUCACGUGUUGACCUCCGCCUACCUACAAACAUAGAAGGGUCAUAUCUGAACAGCAGUACGGAAACAUUAAAUUCACGAUUACUUUCUUGUGGGAAAGAAAAUGCAAAAUACCCUGUUUUUCAUACCACUUAAGAUUGUCAGAAUGGAGUUUCUAAUACAAAAGACACUAUGCAGCUACAGGAAAACAGAGUAAGAAAACUAAUUUUUAACAAAAGUUCUACUUAAAUCUCUAUGCUAUAGCAGUUCCGUUCUUGUUGGCUUUUUAAUAAACUAUUUUAAAAUAUUAUUUAAGAAUUUGCCCUAUUGGAGUAAACAAGUAACUUGAUAAAACCACGGACAGAUCACUCGUGAAUACCUAGAAACUGUAGAAAUAAAAUGUAUGUAUUAUUAAUAUCACACCAGUACAAGCUCAUUUUAUUCUACUAUUGUAUUUUUCUUUUAUUUUGAUAUGUGUUUCAUCUAACUUCAAUUAUAAAACCUUAAAGGCAAAAAUUCUUUUUGAUAUUUGUCUGUAAAAUAUAACUCAAGUAUAUAUUACAGCACCACAUAAUGCAGACAUCUACUGUCUUUUAAGUGGAAACAAACUGAGGAUCUGUAUUAGAAAAAUCUUCCUCUAUCCCUGUUUUCUCACAUUAACAUUUCUGUCAUUUUAAAAUUUAGACUUUGUUUUUAAAUCACAUCAACAUUCUCAAACAACUAACUUCACAUCAAAAUACUGCAUUUGCUCUAAUGAGCCUGUUGGUCCAGUUAGAUACGGGUUUGAGAAAAGCUAUUUUUUUUACUCCUUAUUGUGAUGUUUCUCAAAUGUUGAAGAAACCAAUAAAUUAAAAACCUUUAAAAGCUAA